Molecule: messenger RNA, 2365 nt
Organism: Aphanomyces astaci
Lineage: Eukaryota; Oomycota; Saprolegniomycetes; Saprolegniales; Verrucalvaceae
Exons: 8
Coding region: 44-2266 (740 amino acids)
Biological process (GO): mRNA 3'-end processing by stem-loop binding and cleavage
Cellular component (GO): mRNA cleavage and polyadenylation specificity factor complex
Molecular function (GO): RNA endonuclease activity; 5'-3' exonuclease activity; RNA binding
Source: RefSeq, a predicted model, not a curated record
AUUUGGAUUGUUGGGACCAACUGUGACCAGGAAGCUCAUCUUGAUGGCGACGAAACGCAAGGGCGAAGAAGACGCGACGGACGAGCGUCAUGUGAUGCGCAUCAUGCCGCUUGGUGCAGGUAACGAAGUGGGCCGGUCGUGUAUCAUCCUCAAAUUCCAGGGCAAGACGAUCAUGCUGGACUGCGGCGUGCACCCGGGAUACUCUGGGCACGGGUCGUUGCCGUACUUUGACUCGGUGGAGGCAGAGGAGAUCGACUUGCUGUUGAUCACGCACUUCCACAUCGACCACGUCGCGGGACUGCCGCACUUCACGGAAAAGACGGGGUUCAAAGGGCGCAUCUUCAUGACACAUCCCACGAAAGCCGUGAUGCAAAUGAUGCUUCGGGAUUUCCUCCGCGUGUCCAACAUCAGCGUGGAGGACCAGAUCUACGACGACAAGGACCUCGAGCGAUGUGUUGCCAAGGUCGAAAUCAUCGACUUCCACCAGGAGAAGAUGAUCAACGGCAUCAAGUUUACGCCGUACAACGCCGGACACGUGCUGGGCGCGUGCAUGUUCCUCAUCGAGAUCGGCGGCGUCAAAGUACUCUACACAGGCGACUACUCCCUCGAGAACGACCGGCAUCUCAUGGCGGCCGAGAUUCCUGGCGUGAGUCCUGAUGUGCUGAUUGUCGAGUCCACUUACGGCGUCCAAGUGCACCAGAGCGUGGUGGAGCGAGAGGGGCGAUUCACAGGCCAGGUCGAGUCGGUGGUCCGUCGCGGAGGGCGGUGCCUCAUCCCCGUGUUUGCGCUUGGGCGGACGCAGGAGCUGCUGCUGAUUCUAGACGAACACUGGAAAGCUCACCCGGAUCUGCAGCACAUUCCCAUCUACUUUGCUUCCAAGCUGGCGGCCAAGGCGCUGCGCGUGUACCAGACGUACAUAAACAUGAUGAACGACCGCAUCCGCAAGCAGAUCGCCAUCUCGAAUCCGUUCCAGUUUGAGUACAUUUCCAACCUCAAGAGCCUCAAGGAUUUUGACGAUACAGGCCCAAGUGUUGUGAUGGCGUCGCCUGGUAUGCUUCAGAGCGGCGUGUCGCGGCAACUGUUUGAACGGUGGUGCUCGGAUAAGAAGAACGAAUGCCUCAUUCCAGGGUAUGUCGUGGAAGGAACGUUGGCCAAGAAGAUUCUGUCGCUGCCAAAGGAGAUUACGUCCAUGGACGGCCGGCUGUUGCCGAUGAAUUGCUCGGUCGAGUACAUUAGCUUUUCCGCACAUGCAGAUUUCGUGGGCACGUCUGGAUUUAUCGAAAAGGUAGCGCCGCCCCAUAUUGUGCUCGUCCAUGGGGAAAAGACAGAGAUGAUGCGUCUAAAAGCUGCUUUACACAAGAAAUUCCACAACCCCAAAGUGUACCAGCCCCAGGUGUACACACCAGCCAAUACGGUGGACGUGGUGCUCGAGUUUCGUGGUGAAAAAGUCGCCAAAGCGAUCGGCCGGAUGGCGACUGAUUUGGCAGGCCAUGCCAAGCUAAAGUCGACGGAAAAGACCAACAUGAGUGGGCUCCUGGUCGAGCACGACUUUCAUACGCACGUGAUGCACCCCCACGACCUGAGCGAAUACACGACCAACUUGCUCGUGGGCACGAUUGCGCAAAAGCAGCACGUGCCGUUCGUGCACCAACCAUUUGACGUGCUCGUGCUGCUGGUGCGCCAAAUGUACGCUGAUAUCAAGACCACCCACGACACGAUCAUCGUGGGUAACUGCGUGAUGGUAACCCACUGCCCCCCAGAGAAAGUCGUGAUCGAAUGGACGGCGGACCCCACUGCCGACAUGAUUGCCGACUCGAUCGUUGCCCUCACCAUGCACGCGCAAGCCAGUCCAGCCAGUUUCAAGAUUAGCAUGCACCCGACGGCAGCGUGUCGACAUGACCACUCAGUCAAGGCAGAGACGCCGCCAUUGAAGGAAGAGGCCGACCAUAUGCCCCUGGCGGCCGCGGCGGACGAGGCGGACGUGACGCGCGCCAUCGAAAGCCUCGCGGACGAAGGCGACGUCCAGGCUCUGCAUCUGAUUCUGGUCUAUCGAGUGCUCAAAGACCAAUAUGGGCGAGUGGAAUUGGACCAUGGGACGAAUGUGAUGACGAUUGAGACCCCCGGCGGCGUCAAGGCCCAAGUCCGGUACUUUGGGCCAAAACAAGAGCGGAUUUCGUGUGAAAACAGUGCAUUUCACGACAAGCUGCACGAUACCCUUGCGAAACUGGACCAGGCGCUGCAGCCGAUCGAACCCGCCGACUUGUAAAGUGCUGAACGACCGAUCAUGGAUUCAAGUAUUGUAGUUAAGGCAGCUAACUCCCAGCCAGAUGGGGAAAUGAAUAUAUAUAUAUAUAUAAUGAGUGAA